Molecule: messenger RNA, 1368 nt
Organism: Linnemannia hyalina
Lineage: Eukaryota; Fungi; Mortierellomycota; Mortierellomycetes; Mortierellales; Mortierellaceae
Source: the annotation of a GenBank genome assembly
AUGCGCAUUGCAGAAGUCAAGAACUCAAGGGAACAGCGCAUCGCCGCUCACUCACACAUCAAGGGUCUUGGUUUGAGAGAGGACGGAUAUGCUGAGCCUAUUGCCUCUGGAUUCGUUGGACAGGAGCAGGCCCGCGAGGCUUGCGGUGUGGUUGUGGAUCUGAUCAAGUCAAAAAAGAUGUCGGGACGUGCAUUGCUUUUCGCUGGAGCACCAGGAACAGGAAAGACGGCGAUCGCAUUGGCUAUUGCACAGGAGCUCGGCCCCAAGGUUCCCUUCUGCCCCAUGGUCGGAAGUGAAGUCUUUUCCAGCGAGAUCAAAAAAACCGAGGUCCUCAUGGAGAACUUCCGUCGCGCCAUCGGAUUGAGGAUCAAGGAGACAAAGGAGGUGUAUGAGGGAGAGAUCACAGAGCUGACGCCAGAGGAGACAGAGAACCCAUUGGGAGGAUACGGCAAGACCAUUUCGCACGUCUUGAUUGGAUUGAAGACUGUCAAGGGAACAAAACAACUCAAGCUGGACCCCUCGAUCUACGAGAGCAUCCAGAAGGAAAAGGUUACUGUUGGAGAUGUCGUCUAUAUCGAGGCCAACACUGGCGCAGUCAAGAGAGUCGGUCGCUCGGAUGCCUAUGCCACCGAGUUUGAUUUGGAGGCCGAGGAGUAUGUGCCCUUGCCCAAGGGUGAAGUUCAUAAGAAGAAGGAGUUAAUUCAGGAUGUGACCCUUCACGAUCUCGAUGUCGCCAACGCUCGCCCCCAAGGAGGUCAGGAUGUCAUGUCGAUGAUGGGCCAGUUCAUGAAGCCCAAAAAGACCGAAAUUACCGACAAGUUGCGUAAGGAGAUCAACAAGGUCGUCAACAAGUAUAUCGACCAGGGCAUCGCCGAGCUCGUCCCCGGAGUAUUAUUCAUCGACGAGGUGCAUAUGUUGGAUAUUGAGUGCUUUACGUACUUGAACCGCGCAUUGGAGUCGACACUUUCGCCAAUUGUUGUGUUUGCGACCAACCGCGGCAUGUGCGCAAUCCGCGGAACAGAGGACAUCAUGUCGCCCCACGGUAUCCCCGUCGAUCUCCUGGACCGUCUGUUGAUCAUCCGUACACUCCCUUACACAUUGGAAGAGAUCCGUGUGAUCAUUACGAUCCGUGCCAAGACUGAGGGAUUGACUAUUCAGGAUGAGGCAUUGGACUACCUUGCAGAUGUGGGUUUGAAGACCAGUCUCCGGUACUCUAUCCAGUUGUUGGCACCUGCCAACAUCAUGUCCAGGAUCAACGGACGUGAUGAUAUCGUUAAGGGCGAUGUUGAGGAGGCUACCGAUUUGUUCUUGGACUCGAAGCGUAGUGCAAAGAUUGUCACUGACGAGAACCGUGGCUUCAUUGUUUAA